AUGAUCGCCAACCUCGCAAGCCUCCUCCCCUACCUCGCUCUCGCAGGUCUUGCCCUCGAGGCCGCACCGGUCUCGGCUGCGCACGGUGUCCAGCGCCACCCGCGCGACCGCCACACCAAGCACAUCGAGCGUGCCCACAAGGUCGACGCUCGCAUGUCGCCCGUCGGUGCCAAGCACAAGAUCAUUCGUCGCGCCGACGGCUCGCAGUGCCGUGUCCGCCCCACCUCCGCCACCACUGAGGCCGUCGCUGUCGAGACUGCCGCUGCCACUGAGGCCGCCUCGACCGCCGACUCGUACAGCGUCGAGGCUGCUGCCUACACCGAGGCUGCCUCGACCGACGCCGCCUACACUGAGGCUGCCGCCUCGAGCGUCUACACCGAGGCCGCCUACGCCUCGCCCACCGAGUCGUCGGCCGAGGCCCAGCAGACCGAGGCCGCUAGCAGCAGCGUCUACACCGAGGCUGCUUCGACCGAGGCUGCCUCGGCCGUCACGACCGCUUCGUCGUCGUCGUCGACCGCCGGUGCCGCCUCGUCGGGUGGCACGACCAACGUCGGCUCCAAGUUUGGUGCCGCCUGGCCCAACGGAGACUACGCGUCGUCGAGCGACCCCAACUACAUUGGCAACUACAUUGGUUCCAAGACCUCGUGGUACUACACCUGGGCCGCUUCGUCGGUCUCGGCUGGUGACAACCUCGGCCUCGAGUUCGUCCCCAUGCUCUGGGGUCCCAGCAGCGACCUCGUUUCGGCUUGGUGGGCGGCCCAGUCCAGCUGGCCCUCGUCGGUCAAGCACGCUCUCUUCUUCAACGAGCCCAACGAGUCGUCGCAGUCCAACGUUGCCGUCAACGACGCCAUCUCGUACUGGAUGAACGACUACCUCCCCGUUCGUGCCAGCAAGGGUCUCCUGCUCGGUUCCGCCGCCACCACCUCGGCCCCCAGCGGUCUUACCUGGGUCACCGACUUCCCCACCGCGUGCACUGGUGCCGGUAACUCUGCUGCCGACUGCGCUGCCGACUUUGUCCCCGUCCACUGGUACGACGUGUCGGCCACCGACUUCCAGACCUACCUCACCAACUUCCACACCGGCACCGGCCUCCCCCUCUGGGUCACCGAGUACGCCUGCCAGAACUUCAACGGCGGUGCCCAGUGCUCCGACUCGGAGACCUGGUCGCUCCACCAGACCAUGGCCGCUUGGAUGGACGAGCAGGACUUCAUCCAGCGCUACUCGCCCUUCGGCAUGAUGGAGAACAUGCAGGGUGUCGAGCAGUACAACGCCCUCAUGGACACCUCGGGUUCCAUCACCGACCUCGGUACCUACUACAUCUACUCGUCGUAA
Molecule: messenger RNA, 1332 nt
Organism: Apiotrichum porosum
Lineage: Eukaryota; Fungi; Basidiomycota; Tremellomycetes; Trichosporonales; Trichosporonaceae
Exons: 2
Coding region: 1-1332 (443 amino acids)
Biological process (GO): fungal-type cell wall polysaccharide metabolic process
Cellular component (GO): fungal-type cell wall
Source: RefSeq, a predicted model, not a curated record